UGGACUGCCUGUGUGAGAGGUUCCUGCCCAGGAACGUGUCAGCCAUCAUCUUCCUGACGAGGACUGAGACAUACGGACGGACCACAGCCUCCGCCCAGUACUUCCUGCAGCUGGCUGGCUACCUGGGAAUACCAGUCAUCGCCUGGAACGCUGAUAAUUCCGGCCUGGAACAGGCUGCACAGAGUGGGCUGAGGAUCCAGCUAGCACCUUCGGUACACCACCAAGCAGCGGCCAUGCUGACCAUCCUUGUGAGGUAUCAGUGGUAUUCUCUGUCCAUUGUUACCUCUCAGAUAGCUGGUCACACUGACUUCGUGCAGGCUGUCCGUGACCAGGUGGCUCAACACAAGGAGAACCAUCGUGGCAAGUUCGUCAUCAUAGACACGAUCAUCCUGGACGAACCUCGGGACUCGCUCCUCCGUCUCAAGAAUUCCGAGGCUCGCAUCUUGCUGCUGUACUCGACGCGAGACGAGGCCGCCCACAUCAUGAAGGAGGCUACGAGUCUUGGUCUCGUCGACAAGAACUACAUCUGGAUCGUCACCCAGUCGGUGGUCGGGGAUAGGGCCGAGGGUCUAGCCGUAGCCAACGAACUGCCUGUCGGGAUGCUGGGCGUGCACUUCGACACCUCCCUGGCCAGCCUGACAGCCAGCGUUUCCACGGCAGUGGACGUCUUCGCCUACGCCACGGAGGAGUUCCUCAACCAGACCCGCUUCACUCCGGACAAUCUCAACCCUCACCUCUCCUGCAGCGACCACAGGAACUCCAAGUGGAUCCUCGGCAGCACCUUCUACAGACACCUGCGUAAUGUGAGCAUCCCCCGUCAAGCGACCACUCUCUCCUUCAACCCAGACGGCACCAGGAAGGACGUAGAGCUGAAGAUUGUCAACCUGAGGGAAGGUACCUCUAACAACAAGAUAUGGGAAGAGAUCGGCGUGUGGCGUUCGUGGGAGGACGAAGGCCUGUCCGUGAACGACAUAGUGUGGCCGGGCAACGGACACGUACCUCCCCAGGGCGUCCCGGAGAAGUUCCACCUGAAGAUAGUGUACCUGGAGGAGCCGCCGUACAUCAACCUGGCACCAGCUGACCCGGUCACCAAGCAGUGUUCAGCUAACAGGGGCGUCAUCUGUAAGAUUCCUCCCAAGAAGACUAGCGAUAUGGGCAGCACCAACGCCUCAGCGUUCCCCACAACUAUGUGCUGUUCAGGGUUCUGCAUCGACCUGCUGGAGAAGUUCGCCAGUGACCUGGGCUUCUCCUACGAACUGAUGAGAGUGGAAGAUGGCAAGUGGGGGACUUUAGAGCAAGACCACCGCUGGAACGGGCUGAUCGGAGAGUUGCUGAAGCGGGAGGGUGAAGGAGCGGAAAUGGCACUUACAAGCCUCAAGAUCAACAAGGAGAGGGAGAGUGUCGUCGAUUUUACCGUGCCCUUCCUGGAGUCUGGAAUUGCUAUCGUCGUUGCCAAGAGGACUGGAAUUAUCUCCCCGACGGCGUUCCUAGAACCGUUCGACACAGCGUCGUGGAUGUUAGUUGCCUUCGUGGCCAUCCAGGUGGCAGCACUCACCAUCUUCCUCUUCGAGUGGCUCAGCCCAGGUGGCUAUAACAUGAGGAUGGCGCCUCCCAGGGACCACAAGUUCUCUCUCUUCAGAACGUAUUGGCUGGUGUGGGCUGUGCUUUUCCAGGCCGCCGUGCAUGUUGACUGCCCCAGGGGAUUCACAGCCAGGUUCAUGGCGAACAUGUGGGCGAUGUUCGCCGUCGUGUUCCUGGCCAUCUACACAGCCAACUUGGCGGCCUUCAUGAUUACUAGGGAGGAGUUCCAUGACUUCUCAGGCAUCAAUGAUACCAGGCUGCAGUACCCUAUGACAGUGAACCCGGCGUACAAGUUCGGGACGGUAGAGGAGACCAACUCAGCCAUGGUACUCAAGAAACAUCACUCACUCAUGUACAGCUAUAUGGUCCGGCAUAACUUCAACAGACCAUACGUCCAAGAUGGCGUCAAGUCCAUCAAGAAGAACGAGCUGGACGCGUUUAUCUACGACGCGACAGUCCUGGACUACCUGGUGGGUCAAGACGAUGACUGUCAGAUUCUAACAGUCGGGUCUUGGUACUCAAUGAGCGGAUAUGGACUCGCCUUCCCCAGGGGAUCCAAGUACCUCACUCUCUUCAACAACAAACUCAUGAGUUACAAGGACAACGGCGAUAUAGAGCGCCUACAAAGGUUCUGGAUGACAGGAACUUGUAAACCCAUGAAGCAGCAGAGAAGAGCUUCAGAACCCCUGGCCAUCGAGCAGUUCCUGUCAGCCUACCUGCUGUUGGGGAUUGGCAUGGUACUGGCCAUGGUACUGCUCGCCCUCGAGCACGUCUACUUCAAGUACGUGCGUAAACACUUGGCCAAGAAGGACAGUGGAGGAUGCUGCGCCUUGGUCAGUCUGAGUAUGGGCAAGUCCCUCACCUUCCGAGGUGCUGUGUACGAGGCCACGGACAAGCUACGGCGUCACCGCUGCCGUGACCCACUCUGUGACACCCACAUCUGGAAGGUGAAACACGAGCUGGACAUGGCCAGGAUGAGGAUCAAGCACCUGGAGAAGGAGCUGGAGGCCAACGGUGUCAAGAGCACUCUCAAGAAGCAACACCUGUAUACCGGAAGUGCUGUGAGCGCUGGACCACUCCUUGCCUGUUGCUGGAGUACAGGUCCUGAUGACUCUACCUGGGUCCGUACCGUCAGUCUGCAGUGA
This is a messenger RNA of Cherax quadricarinatus, 2726 nucleotides long. The record is from RefSeq and is a predicted model, not a curated record. Lineage: Eukaryota; Metazoa; Arthropoda; Malacostraca; Decapoda; Parastacidae.